AUGAGAGAAGACAAAGAAAUUACUUUUAUAGAGAAUACCUUCAUCAUUAUCGCAUUUGUUCUGAUCGCGACUCAAUGUGGUGCAGAGGCUGGAAGAGUUAAAAGAGAUUCUUCGGAUUCUGAUGACAGUCAAAGUGAUGAAAAUGGUUCUUCUUCGUCUUCAUCGGACUCGCUUGCUGAUGUAGAUAGAGAACCCAAACACGGUCAUAACAAUAAAGGUUAUUACUAUUGGCAUCCAAUAUGGUCCUAUGGAGGAAACACAACAAGCAAAGUAAUAAAAUAUGACACUAAAAAUGUAACGGAUGAACCAACAACAGAAAUGACAGCUCCAAGUGGGGAUAAAGGCAAUGAUAAUACAUCUCUUGGAGAAGAUAAAAAAGGAGAUGAUAAAGACGGAAAUAAAAAGGGUGUUAUACUACAAAGCAACCUAGUCAUCAUCAUAGCGUGUAUUAUUCUGGUUCAACAUGAAACAGGCGCAAACAUGAUAAAGAAAGAUGAACCGCAUGAGAGUCUUGAAGAUGCAGAUACUACGCCGGAUGACGAUGAAUAUGAUGGUUAUACCUCCACUGUGGGUGAAACCGAUGAUGAUAAACCAGAAGAUGCCUCGGUACCUCGUCUGAUAGUUCUUAUUUGUUGCAUUUCGGCGAUCGUUGCAAGACCAGACAAUUAUGAUGCUAUCCUCUCCCAACGGCAAAACAACAUUUUGAAUAAGCCUCAGAAAGUAGGACCAAACGUAUCUGCUAAUGCGGUUGCAGCUGAAGAAUCUAAUGUUAAUAAUAUAGGUCAAAAUGUAUUGACAGGGUCGGGUGGGCUGAGAAAAUUGAGGCCACAAAUCGUCAAGGAUUGGCCCUAUGAUUUGUUGAUUGUCAUGGCGAAGGCCAGACGAAUCGGGAAUCAAAUUCGUUUAAACUCAAAGGUGAUGAUAUCCGUGGGAUCAUUGGAACCCUCGGAAUAA
Leptosia nina is the source of this 954-nucleotide messenger RNA. Lineage: Eukaryota; Metazoa; Arthropoda; Insecta; Lepidoptera; Pieridae. The record is from the annotation of a GenBank genome assembly.